AUGGCGCCUGCAUUAGAACUCCUUGAGGAGCCCAUUCAGAGUCUGCCGACUAAGGCAUUCUCAUCCGCUUUCCAUGCAGCUCCUGCUGAAAGUGGUCUGGGCUUAGAAAGCCCGGAGAAGCAUCAGCGUGUGAUGGGUGUCUUUCGGGUGGUGAUUGCAGAUAUCUGCGAGCAAUUUGGCGAAGGCCAUGCUGGUUCUCCCAUGGGCAUGGCAGCCAUUGGUAUCGCCUUGUAUAAGUAUGUUAUGAGAUAUUCACCCAGAAAUUGUGAUUAUUUCAAUCGAGAUCGAUUGGUUCUCUCCAAUGGGCAUGCCUGCCUAUGGCAGUAUACCUUUAUGCACCUCGUCGGCGUCGAAAGCAUGACAAUGGACCAGCUCAAGUCCUACCACUCAGCAAAGCUUGACUCGCUCUGCCCUGGUCAUCCUGAAAUCGAAAAUGAGGGUGUAGAGGUCACGACCGGGCCACUGGGACAGGGUCUCGCUAACGCCGUUGGUCUUGCCAUGGCCAGCAAGAAUCUUGCCGCAACAUAUAAUAAGCCUGGUCAUGAUGUUGUGAACAAUAUGACUUGGUGCAUGGUCGGUGAUGCGUGUCUUCAAGAAGGCGUUGGUCUGGAGGCACUGUCUCUCGCGGGACAUUGGAGAUUGAACAAUUUGUGUGUCAUUUUCGAUAACAACUCGGUGACAUGCGAUGGCACUGCAGACGUUGCCAAUACCGAAGAUAUCAAUAUGAAGAUGCGAGCUACCGGCUUUAACGUGGUGGAUGUGUACGACGGAGACACAGAUGUCGCCACCGUCACAAACGCCCUCAUUGGCGCUCGGUCGAGCGACAAGCCCACAUUUCUCAAUAUUCGCACUGUGAUUGGCUUCGGUGCUACCAAGGCCGGCACAGCGGAUGUACAUGGAGCUGCCCUGGGAGUUGAAGAGGUCGUUAACCUCAAGAGGUCUUUUGGUCUCGACCCUAACGAGCACUUUCAUAUCCCACAGGAUGUAUAUAGCUUCUUCCGUGAUCUUCCUGGACGCGGCGAGGCUCAUGAGGCAAAAUGGCAGGCGGCACUAGCGAAGUACCGUGAAGCGCAUCCCGAUCUGGCAGAUGAAUUUGCACUCCGAGUUGCAGGAAAGAUGGCAGACGACUGGACCAAAUACAUCCCUCAUAAAGAGGAUCAUCCUUCCGCCUCCACUGCCUCUAGGAAGUCCGCAGGCGUGGUGACCAAUGCUCUUGCACAGAAUAUCAACUCAUUCCUAGUAGGCACAGCAGAUCUUACUCCAUCUUGUAAUGUCGCCUACAAAGACAAGGUUGACUUCCAGUCCCCGGACCUUCGAACCUCUUGCGGUCUCGAUGGAAACUACAGUGGUCGAUACAUCCACUACGGUAUUCGCGAGCAUGCUAUGUGCGCCAUCACGAACGGUAUUUCUGCCUUUAACAAGGGCACGUUCGUGCCUAUGACGAGCACAUACUUUGUCUUCCAUUUGUAUGCCGCCGCAGCGAUACGCAUGGCUGCCCUUCAAGGCCUCCAACAGAUUCACAUCGCGACCCAUGACAGCAUCGGUGUGGGUGAAAAUGGCCCUACACACCAGCCGAUCGCCGUGGCUGCUCUCUGGCGCGCUAUGCCCAAUGUUCUUUACAUUCGCCCGUGCGACGCAGAGGAAGUAGCUGGCGCAUACAUUGCUGCCAUACAAGCGACCGAGACACCAACAGUCAUAUCCCUCUCCCGUCAGGGCUUAACCCAGUAUCCCCAAUAUUCUUCACGCGAGGGCGCAUUGAAGGGUGGUUAUGUCUUCGCUGAGGCUGAGGCUGAGGAUUUCGAUGUGACGAUUAUCGGGGUGGGCUCGGAAAUGGUCUAUACGAUGCAGACCCGAGAGUUGCUUUUGAAGGAGUAUGGUAUUCGCGCGCGAGUUGUUUCCUUCCCUUGUAAUCGACUCUUUGAACAGCAGUCUCGGGAGUAUAAGCAAUCGGUGCUGAAGCCGCGUUCUGGAAAGCCGACCGUUGCGAUCGAGGCGUAUCCGUCUAUUGGGUGGGAGCGCUAUGCAGAUGCAUCGGUGUCAAUGAAUAGUUUUGGAAAGAGUCUUCCUUCCAAGGAGACGUAUGCGCAUUUUGGAUUUGCGCCGGAGAGUAUUGCACCCAAGGUCAAGAGUCUUGUGGAUGAAGUCAGGCGGGACGGGAUUGGAAUCUUGAGGGGUGACUUUAGGGAGUUCAAUGCCGGUCUGCGAAUUGGGGUCAAUCAUUAA
This is a messenger RNA of Penicillium angulare, 2223 nucleotides long. Its product is annotated as transketolase family protein. Gene Ontology annotation, biological process: pentose-phosphate shunt. The transcript is spliced from 5 exons. The record is from RefSeq and is a predicted model, not a curated record. NCBI's taxonomy places the organism in Eukaryota, Fungi, Ascomycota, Eurotiomycetes, Eurotiales, Aspergillaceae. Bases 1 to 2223 code for a protein of 740 amino acids. Gene Ontology annotation, molecular function: transketolase activity. Gene Ontology annotation, cellular component: cytosol.